AUGCUUGACCGCAGUAAAAGCCACCAGUACCACUACUACCAGCCAGGUAUUGGUACGUAUGUGACAUCCAAAUCGCUCUCCAGCCAUGGCCGGCUCCAGCGCAUCAAGUCGGCGUAUCAAAAGGCCAAGGACUCGGCGGUCGGCUCAUCCUUCGACGAGCAUGUCAUGGGUGGGUACAAGUUCCUGAUGCGAUACUAUUCCCCCGGCGACGAGAUCUAUUUCAUUGGUUUCAGUCGCGGCUCAUAUAUUGCGCGAUUCCUCGCGGAGAUGUUAGACUACAUCGGGCUCCUCGAAGCCGGAAAUGAGGAACUCGUUCGGUUUGCCUGGAAGACAUUUGCCAAAUGGCAACAGCGGUCUGACGACACCGAAGACGAGCGUAAGGAGAAGAAGGAGCUCUUCACAUACAUGAAGGCUUUCCGCGAGACAUUUAGUCGUCCCAUCUCGCGCAUUCGCUUCAUGGGUCUGUUUGACACUGUCAACAGUGUUCCUCGCUUCGAGUCCGCUUGGAUGCAGCGAACUAAGUUCCCCUAUACGGCGCGUAGCUCUGCUAAAGUCAUUCGCCACGCCGUCGGAAUUGAUGAACGUCGCGCGAAGUUCCGCCAGGACUUGAUUUCUGGUCCUCGUCCCCGCGAGAAGAAGCACCACAAGCACCGUCACCAUCUGCCCAAGAACCCGCUUGAGCAUCACAUGGACCGUCACCGCGACGAACACCAUCAUUUGCACCUCUUCCACCAGGACAAAGAUCGCAAGGCCUCCAAGGCCCAAGAAGAUCACCCAGAAGACCAUGUCCCUGCCAUUCGCUUCAAUGACAACCCGGUCGAAGAGAAGCCAGAAGAGGAAGAGAAAGCUCCCGAGUUCCAAGUUCCUGGAUGGGGACCCAGUGCCGGUGAAUCGUACUAUCACAGCGCACGCGCACACCGCGCACCCCACCAGGGCUCGCAGGCUGGAUCCCGCGCGCCCUCUCGCGCAGGAUCCCACACCGGAUCAUACGCUGGAAGCGAGCCCACCACGCUGCAGCCUCACCCAUACCGCGCACCCUCACCCCGACGCAGCCUCGCCGUGCCCAAGUCCUCAAUGGAGGAUCUGCACUCCGUGGCCAGCAAGGAAUCAUGCCAAAGUACACACUCCAACGUGCUCUCUGUCCAGAUUCCCGGCACCGAGGACGGUGAAAGCGAGGACGAGGAUGACCAGGAUAUUCACGAAAUCUGGUUCCCCGGCUGCCAUGCCGACAUCGGUGGUGGCUGGAAGCUCGCUGAUGGUGAGCUGUGGGCACUCAGCCAUGCGCCGCUGGUGUGGAUGACGCAGGAAGCCCACAAGGCCGGACUGGAGCUCGACGAGCGCAAGAUGAAGCAGUUCCAGUGUCUGGAGGAGUUCGAUGGGGACUACACGCCCAUCCAGCAGGAGAUCAAUGCUCGUCGACCCAGCCGCUGUCUGGAUGCCCAUACCGAUAAUCCGGAGGCAUUCCGUUCUCUGCCGAAUGAGAAAGAGCGCAGCGCAGCUAGUCGUGACUUCUGGCAUGCGCUCCACACGUCUAGUACCAAGGGUCUGAGUCACGAUUGUCUGCUGUUUGGCCAGGGCAUUCCCGCCAUGUCCGUCAUCACUUGGCGCAUCAUGGAGUGGCUGCCGUUCCGUCGGAUGGAUCUGCAGGCCGAUGGAUCCUGGAAGCCUAUCAGUUGGCCCCUUCCUCGGGGUGAAGUGCGUGAUGUUCCGCUCAAUGCCGAGAUUCACGUGUCUGCCAUUCGCCGCAUGCAGGCUGAUGCCAAAUACCGACCCGGCAAUGUCAUUGUUGGCGGUGGUGGCCGAGGUUGCCGGGUGGCCCCUGAAGAGUAUGGCAUGGGUGAGUGGGUGGUGUUCCGGAAUGAAGGCGAUCCCGUGCGUGAGACGUACGUCCGCAAAGAUCUUUCCAAGUGUAAAGAAGGCGAAGACGACGAGAACCCACAGAAGGUUCUUCGCCAUUGA
Molecule: messenger RNA, 1959 nt
Organism: Penicillium olsonii
Lineage: Eukaryota; Fungi; Ascomycota; Eurotiomycetes; Eurotiales; Aspergillaceae
Source: the annotation of a GenBank genome assembly